GAUAUCGAUCAGCAUUGCCACCGCAGAUCUGCAUCUGGGAUCGAGAAGAAUUAGAGCGUAUUUUGACCAAAUAUUUAUCCAAAUCUUGAAGAAAUGAAUGACGCAACGUUCAAUAUAGAUGGCGGGUAUCUUGAAGGACUUGUAAGAGGAUUCAAGGGUGGAAUCCUCAGACAACCAGAUUACCUGAAUCUUGUGCAGUGUGAAAUCUUGGAAGAUUUGAAACUACAUCUACAGAGUACAGACUAUGGUAACUUCCUCCAGAAUGAGCCAUCACCACUCACAGUAUCAGUCAUUGAUGACAAGCUGAAGGAGAAAUUAGUGACCGAGUUCCAGCAUAUGAGAAAUCAUGCCGUUGAACCCAUGUCAAAGUUCAUGGACUUUGUCACUUAUAGCUACAUGAUUGACAACAUCAUCCUGCUGAUCACAGGAACACUGCAUCAUCGUUCCAUCUCUGAACUCAUUCCAAAAUGCCAUCCACUAGGCAGCUUUGAGCAGAUGGAAGCAGUCAAUGUUGCCCAAACACCAGCUGAUCUCUACAAUGCCAUCAUCGUUGAUACACCUCUUGCUCCCUUCUUCCAAGAUUGUAUCUCAGAGCAGGAUCUUGAUGAGAUGAACACAGAGAUCAUCCGUAAUACCCUCUACAAGGCCUACCUUGAGGCCUUCUACAAGCUCUGCAAGGACAUUGGAGGGGCCACAGCAGACUCCAUGUGUACCAUCUUAGGGUUUGAAGCUGACCGUAGAGCGUUCAUCAUCACCAUCAACUCAUUUGGGACAGAGCUAACCCGCGAGGAUCGAUCCAAGCUAUACCCCCGAUGUGGUCAGCUUCACCCAGAUGGGCUGGCGGCCCUGUCCAAGUGCGAUGACUAUGAUCAGGUCAGAGCGGUUGCAGAAAGUUAUCCAGAGUACAAGAUGCUAUUUGAAGGUGCAGGAACCAAUCCAGGUGACAAGACUUUAGAGGACAAGUUCUUUGAGCAUGAGGUCAGGCUAAACAUCAAUGCAUUCCUCCAGCAAUUCCACUUUGGCGUCUUCUACGCUUACGUCAAGCUCAAGGAGCAAGAGUGCAGGAACAUUGUAUGGAUCGCAGAGUGUGUAGCGCAACGACAGCGGGGCAAGAUUGACAACUACAUUCCCAUCAUGUAAAUAAUAUCAGAGAGUGAAUAUGUAAUUUAUACAGUAUGCAGGGUGUUCUGCAAAAACCUACCAAGUCAUAGUACCAAUUGGACAACUACCCUCUUCAUGUGCUAACAAGCUUCUCUUAAAUUUCAUCAAUUUCAUCAAUGAAUCAUACAGAUAUCUGCUGAAAGAAAAUCCUAUAAAGCCAGUAGCUAUUUCAUAAAGAGUUACAGCUACAGGUAUGGUAAUGUGCCAUUGUGGCAAGUACUAUGGUAACAAGGCCAAGCAGCAAAUCAAUAUAAAUGUUUUCAUGGUAGUUAACAUAAUGGCAAAGUUAUCAAAGUUGUAAAGUCUUUAUGAAAUGAAACUCAGAUUUAGAAGAGCCUAUAGAUGCCCUAUUAUGUCUGAAUGUUGGGUAGUAUCCUUUUCCUGGAUAAUUCAUUUUUAGGCAUGGAUGCCGAAAUAAGAGAACUAUGCUUACUGUUAUGCUUUUCAUAUUGUCUGUUGUUCUGAUCUAUGUUAUAUCAUAGUCAAGAAAACUGUAUCACCAAACAACUUUUAGAAUUUUGAUGAUACACCGAUCAUAUAACAGAAGAAAAUGAAUUAGUUUUGUGAAACACCCUGCAUAUGGGAAUAUCCCAUAUGAUUUAGAUUUCAUAAGUGACUCUCAUGUCAUGCAAACAUUUACCGGUAUCAGAAAAUGCCAUUUUCACUGUCACUCACACGCAAUAUGAUGAAGAGUUUUUGUUAUGUUCAUUGCAUAUCAAAGAUAUCCAUUGAGUAUAAAAAUAAGCAAUCAUGUUAGUUUUAUAGUG
Lytechinus variegatus (green sea urchin) is the source of this 1928-nucleotide messenger RNA. RefSeq names its product V-type proton ATPase subunit d 1-like. The transcript is spliced from 7 exons. Gene Ontology annotation, molecular function: proton-transporting ATPase activity, rotational mechanism. Gene Ontology annotation, cellular component: plasma membrane proton-transporting V-type ATPase complex; lysosomal membrane; proton-transporting V-type ATPase, V0 domain. Gene Ontology annotation, biological process: proton transmembrane transport; vacuolar transport; vacuolar acidification. Lineage: Eukaryota; Metazoa; Echinodermata; Echinoidea; Temnopleuroida; Toxopneustidae. The record is from RefSeq and is a predicted model, not a curated record. Bases 94 to 1140 code for a protein of 348 amino acids.